Messenger RNA from Gossypium arboreum, 555 nucleotides. RefSeq lists its product as uncharacterized. Bases 1 to 555 code for a protein of 184 amino acids. NCBI's taxonomy places the organism in Eukaryota, Viridiplantae, Streptophyta, Magnoliopsida, Malvales, Malvaceae. Gene Ontology annotation, molecular function: RNA-DNA hybrid ribonuclease activity; nucleic acid binding. The record is from RefSeq and is a predicted model, not a curated record. The transcript has a single exon.
AUGGAGUCAAAUGAUUUGAACGGAAGAAUGGCUUGUUGGCAAGUUUUGCUUUCGGAGUUCGACAUAGUCUAUAUGAACCAGAAUUCCAUAAAAGGAAGUCCAAUAGCAGAUUUUUUGGCCAGCAGGGCUCUAAAAGAUUAUGAGCCUUUGAGCUUUGAUUUCCCGAAUGAGGAUCUAAUGUAUGUUGCAACCACGGAAGAAGAGUCUCAAGAAGAUCAUCUUUGGAGACUGAAUUUUGAUGGAGCCUCAAAUGUUAUGGGUAACGGAAUCGGGGCAGUCUUGUUAUCCUCAAACAGAGAUCAUUAUCCUUUCACCAGUAAAUUGAAUUUUUAUUGCACAAAUAAUAUGGCUGAAUACGAAGUAUGCAUCAUGGGUAUCCGUGCAGCCAUCGAACACAAGAUCAAGGUAUUAGAUUUAUACGGGGAUUCCACAUUAGUGAUUUAUCAACUAGGGGGUGAAUGGGAGACAAGAGACCUCAAGUUGAUCAAUUACCGAAGGCUGGUUCUGGAGUUAAUCGAGGAGUUUGAUGAUAUCACUUUCUAUUACCUCCCAUGA